UCACCGGAGCUCGCUUUAAUAUUACCUUUGCCUUUUACUGGCGCGCGGUGAUGACGCAGUGCUCCCUGAUUGGCUCUACAUCGGAGGCGGUGGUUCAGGGGUCCGAGAAUCCUGCAAGCCGGACACGUGGUAACGAACUGCGAGGAGUUUGAGGGGUCUCAAGGCCAAAAAAGUUGGGAGUUGUGCAGGACCUGGAGGAAUCCCCCAGAAUGAAGCUGAGUCUUACCAAGGUAGUUAAUGGCUGUCGCCUAGGAAAAAUAAAAAACCUGGGCAAAACAGGAGACCGCACCAUGGACAUUCCAGCCUGCCUUCUGUACACCAAGACUGGCUCUGCCCCACACCUGACCCAUCAGACACUGCAUGCUAUCCACGGGGUUCCUGCCAUGGCUCAGCUUACACUCUCCUCGCUGGCAGAACACCAUGAGGUCUUGGCAGAAUAUAAGGAAGGAAUUGGAAAGUUUAUAGGCAUGCCAGAAUCGCUCUUGUACUGUUCCCUGCAUGAUCCAGUCAGCCCCUGCCCAGCCGGUUAUGUAACGAACAAGUCUGUGUCGGUGUGGGGUGUUGGGGGACGAGUCGAAAUGACUGCUUCCAAGUUCAUGGCAAUUCAGCAGGCCCUUCAGCCAGACUGGUUCCAGUGCCUCUCAGAUGGAGAGGCAUCUUGUGAGGAAGCAACUUCCAUAAAAAGAGCCAGAAAGUCUGUUGAUCGAUCACUUCUAUUCCUGGAUAAUUGUCUCCGGCUGCAGGAAGAGUCAGAGGCCCUUCGGAAAAGUACCAUCAUUGGUGUGAUUGAAGGUGGAGAUGUGAUGGAGGAGAGACUGAGGUCAGCACGAGAGACAGCCAAGCGGCCCGUAGGUGGCUUCCUUCUGGAUGGCUUUCAAGGGAAUCCCACAACCCUGGAAACUAGACUGUACUUGCUGUCAUCAGUCACUGCAGAGCUGCCGGAGGACAAACCCAGGCUCAUCUGUGGAGUCAGCCGGCCAGAUGAGGUGCUCGAGUGUAUUGAAAGAGGAGUGGACUUAUUUGAGAGUUUCUUCCCUUAUCAAGUGACAGAGCGGGGAUGUGCCCUGACUUUCAGCUUUGAUUACCAGCCGAACCCUGAAGAGACGUUAUCACAACAAAAUGGGACACAGGAAGAAAUAAAAUACGCAGAUCAAACAAAGAAAAUUAAAACAACCAGUUGCAACCAAGAAAUUACAUCAUUUGAAAUUAAUCUGAAGGAAAAAAAGUACCAGGAGGACUUCGAUCCACUUGUGAGAGGGUGUUCCUGUUACUGCUGUAAGAAUCAUACUCGUGCAUACAUCCACCAUCUGCUGGUGACCAACGAGCUAUUGGCUGGAGUCCUGCUUAUGAUGCACAACUUUGAACACUAUUUUGGUUUUUUCCACUCCAUCCGGGAAGCACUAAGAAGUGACAGACUGGCACAGUUGAAAGAGCUCAUCCGCAGGCAAGCGUCUUGAGACCUGGCAUACACAAAUCAGACUCUUCACACUGAGACUGCCCCACUGUUGUCACACAGGAAGAAGAGAAGGAGAAACAAUCUUAGCUUUAAUUACGUGUAUUUGAGAAUAAGGUCUAUGCAAAUAAGGAAUGUUUGUAUCAAACUCUGCCUCCAUGAGAAAGGAGAUUUCAUAUAAAGACUUAAGUGACCCCAACUGAUCAGAAAGAAUUAAACCAUGACCUUUAAUAUUUCAA
Panthera uncia (snow leopard) is the source of this 1692-nucleotide messenger RNA. It is a transcript of the gene QTRT2, whose product is annotated as queuine tRNA-ribosyltransferase accessory subunit 2. The coding region runs from base 210 to 1457 and encodes 415 amino acids. Gene Ontology annotation, molecular function: tRNA-guanosine(34) queuine transglycosylase activity. The transcript is spliced from 9 exons. NCBI's taxonomy places the organism in Eukaryota, Metazoa, Chordata, Mammalia, Carnivora, Felidae. The record is from RefSeq and is a predicted model, not a curated record.